UUCGCGGUUGUGUGCGUUCAAUCAGCUGUAUAAGGACGUCAACACGAUACCUGUCACCGUACAGUAAUAUGUGACAAGUCGUUAUCGUAUCCGACAGUGUUUAUAGUAUUAUAAAAGUUUUCUUUAUUCAUUCUACAACAUCAGUUCUCUCGAGCAGAACACUCGACAAUCGAAUGAGAAUAUUCAGAAUUGCACAGAGUGAGAAAAAAUGGACGACAAGAAUGAGAGCAACGUCUUCGAUAACAAAGAAGACGCACAACUCUCAUUGUUGGAUCUCCCGAUCGAGAUAUUCCUGCAUAUAUGCUCCUUUUUAGAAGCGUCGACGGUAGUACACAGUUUGAGCUUAGUCUGCAAACAGUUUCACCUGAUUUUAAAGGAUGACUCAUUGUGGAAAUCGCGAAUUAAACAAAUAUGGCCAGAUGUUAACUAUCCAAUCUUGCAUCCUGCAACCUCUGACAAUCUGUUUUGGAAAUUGUCAUGUGUUGCAAUCGAGAAAGAAACCGCACAAUGGAGAAACUACCCUGCGUCUGUGAACAGUUACACUAUAAAUGAUUCGUACAGCACAAUAGACGCCCUUUUAUUAAUAGAGAACGGAGCAGCUGGUAUAGCUGGUGCCCGAGAUCGCAGUUUGUUUUAUUGGAGAAAUGAUGAUUCCAAUGUGGAUCUCUUAAAAAAAGAUUUUCUGGAAGUCUCCAUUGAGUCUGCACAUAAUGGGUGGAUUUGGGAUCUGACCAAAAUAGACGACACGCUUUAUAGCUGCGGAUGGGAUCAAACUGUCAAAUCGUGGGCGCUUCUUACAACUGGUCUCUUCCGUAAACAAAUUUACGAGCUGACUACGGCUGGUGCGCUUCUGUGUAUAUCGUCGUGUCCGGAACAAUCCCUUUUCGCAACCGGAGGUUACAACAGAAGCAUAUUCAUGUUUGACUCGAGAAUGGGCACUAAGCCAUUCAAACAAUAUCGACCGCACACGGCAGCUGUUAUUAAACUGGCCAUGAACUCGCAAUACAUCUUAUCUGCCAGUGAAGAUAAGACAGUGUCUAUUUGGGACCAGAGAGCUAAGCGAGUCUUAAAGUCUAUCACUAUUUCAAAUGAAGCUUUUCCCAUGUGCAUAAGUAUGCAACAGAAUUGCGUGUGUGUUGGAGACAACGUCGGAAAUGUGCAUAUACUGAAUCCACGGAAAAACUUCGAAUUGGUGAAAUCUUACCCUACUGGACAUACAAAUACAAUAACUGGGAUUCAUAUGACUCGCGGAUGUCUGAUAACGAGUUCUACAGACGGUACAGUUAGAAUAUCCAGUGCUACAGACCCGCCAAAGAUCAUCACCACAUUAAUUUCUGGUUUUGGAGAAAUCGCUGGUAUGGAUUAUUUGAACGGAGUUCUUGCAAUAUCCGGUCCCGAAAUCACAGUAAUUCAUCCUAAGUUGAAAUAAUGAUAAACGAAUUUUUUAUGUGUUGCUUUGAUACGUAUAUGUGUUUAUUACUACUGAAAAAACUAAUCUCUCUUACACACAAUACGCGUUAUUCUAAUAUAUAAUAUAUCGCCUUCCAAAUAUACUAUAUCAAUUUAUUGAAGAUUGAUUUAACAUUUAUUUAUUUAAUAAGAAAUUCGUUUAACACAUUUAUUUAUUUAAUAAAAGC
Messenger RNA from Pseudomyrmex gracilis, 1637 nucleotides. Its product is annotated as F-box/WD repeat-containing protein 9-like. Bases 209 to 1429 code for a protein of 406 amino acids. NCBI's taxonomy places the organism in Eukaryota, Metazoa, Arthropoda, Insecta, Hymenoptera, Formicidae. The record is from RefSeq and is a predicted model, not a curated record. Gene Ontology annotation, molecular function: protein binding. Gene Ontology annotation, cellular component: preribosome, large subunit precursor. The transcript has 7 exons.